AUGAGCUGUGAUCUCACUCUGUUUACUGGUGUGUUUCUUUCAGGUGCACACAUUAACCAGAGGAUGUACGGCUGUGAGUGGGACGAUGAGACUGGAGAGCUUAAUGGGUUUAAUCAGUAUGGUUAUGAUGGAGAAGACUUCAUAGCAUUUGACCUGAAGACAGAGACAUGGAUCGCUCCAACACCACAGGCUGUCAUCACCAAACACAAGUGGGAUAAUAACAGAGCUUUGACAACACAGAGAAAAAACUACCUGACCCAGAUUUGUCCUGACUGGCUGAAGAGGUAUUUGGCCUAUGGGAGGAGCUCUCUGCUGAGAAAAGAGAUUCCCUCAGUGUCUCUCCUCCAGAAGACUCCCUCCUCUCCAGUCAGCUGCCACGCUACAGGUUUCUACCCUGACAGAGCCACGAUGUUCUGGAGGAAAGAUGGAGAGGAGCUUCAUGAGGACGUGGACCUCGGAGAGAUCCUCCCCAACAACGAUGGAUCCUUCCAGAUGAGUGUUGACCUGAAUCCUCCAACUGAAGACUGGGAGAAGUACGAAUGUGUGUUUCAGCUCGCAGGUGUGAAGAACGACAUCGUCACCAAACUGGAGAAACCAAAGAUCAGAACCAACGAAGACAUGAAGACCUCAUCUGACACUACAGAACCAGGUCUUUCUGUCUAGUUUAAAUUAUUUUAC
This is a messenger RNA of Micropterus dolomieu (smallmouth bass), 678 nucleotides long. Its product is annotated as major histocompatibility complex class I-related gene protein-like. Lineage: Eukaryota; Metazoa; Chordata; Actinopteri; Centrarchiformes; Centrarchidae. The transcript is spliced from 3 exons. The record is from RefSeq and is a predicted model, not a curated record. Gene Ontology annotation, cellular component: external side of plasma membrane. Gene Ontology annotation, biological process: immune response. The coding region runs from base 1 to 663 and encodes 220 amino acids.